AUGCCACGCCAUGGUUUUGACAGUCUACGGCGAAUGCCAAUUGUGGUGAUUCCACGAAGAAGGAAAUAUAAAAAUUAUGUAUCUAGGAGACGUAAUACGAAGCUUAUUGCUAGUCUGCGUCGAUGUUUCUCCGAUCCAAUAUUGUACCGAAGUUACAAUCAUUGGGAAGAUCUAUCAAGGCCAUUUCCUCCAGAAAAACCAUCAUCUUCAUUUGCACCUUCUGCUCAUGCAGCACCCAUUGCUGCAAUACCUGAAGCGAGUUCCUUUGAUGAUUCGGCGAUGACGGUUGAAGCUAAAACGAGGAAGGAGUUCGCUUCACUUCAGACGUCGAAAAGAUCAAAACCCAAAGAAGAAGUGUUGUUUGGUGGAUUGGCGAAAUCAGUAGUUCGAAAAGAUGAAGAUAUGAAAGUGGAAUUUAAAGAUAACGGAAAAUUAUCAAAAGCAUUUGAUUUGGUAAUGAACAAAGAUGGAAUAGCUGUUAAUUAUUCGGAUCAUGUUAUCCCAGAUGUGAAUGAAGAGGGAGAAAGUUUGGUAGAAGUUGUUUUACGUGCUCCCACUCCCCCAACCACCUCUAGGAUACGACCGCGUAAUUUGGCUUCUCGCAGUGUUGUGCUAUCAAGAACAACUACCAUCGAAACACCGCUCAUUAAGCGACGUCUCUUAGGUUGUGCAAAAUAUCACGAAGGUUGUGAUAGCGGUCGGAAGGAUUAUCACCGAGAAUAUGUCAAUUUACCAUCAGGAAGUAAUUUAGAUGAAAGAGAAGAGGAAAAAACGGCCGAACGAAAGGCUCAGAAUACGGUUACAGCUGUUACAGCUGCUUUUUCAACCCUAACAUUUGAACCACAGCAAAAUGAGCAAGAACGAGAAGCUAUUGCUGAACAAGCAAGUAAGGCAGGUGCUACAACUGUUGUCGGAACAAGAGGUGCAGAAGGAGUUAGAGGAGGAACAAGUGAAGUUACGAUAAGAAGUGGUGUUAAUAAAACGGAGAAACGGGUUGUACCAGUACUACAGCAAACGCUAAAUAUAAGCUCAGCAAAUAAUGAUAAUAAUAGCAUCGGUAUUAGUGGUAACAGUAGACAACGAAAACCCCGAAAAAUGGUACCACAAUCUACCGGGAUUACCGUAGUACAACCAUCAUCCAUUCAAAAGCCAAAACCUCCAACUAAAUUAUUUUCGCAUAGUUCCUUGCUUGCUACCCUUCAGCUACCAGCAUCCGUUAGAGCAAAGGUGGAUCGAAUUAUUGCAAAUGCUGAUCGGAAAGAAAAAGAACGAUAUUCCAAUCAUGCUCCCAUUAAUUCGAGUGAUCGCUCUGAUCGCCUACAACCGGCAUCUUCAUCGAAGUCACAUGUAACUGGAGCUGGACAAACGCCAUCAAGUUCUGUUGCACCUUCGGUAGCACGACCAGUCGUACAGGACGAUCGUGAUGGCCAUCUUAUUUAUCAGGAUGGUGAUAUUAUUCAAGGAAGAUAUGAAAUAGUACGUACAUUAGGUGAAGGAACAUUCGGUAAGGUGGUGCAAGUUAAGGAUGGUACUAAAGGUGGUCGACAGUUUGCAUUAAAGGUUAUCAAAAAUGUAAGCAAAUAUCGCGAAGCUGCACGUCUUGAGAUUAAUGUACUAAACAAAUUACAGGAGAAAGAUCCGAGUGGAAAAUUUUUGGUCAUACAACUCCUUGAUAAUUUCGAUUAUCAUGGCCAUGUGUGCUUAUUAUUCGAAUUACUUGGUCUUAGCGUUUUUGAUUUUAUGAAAGCGAACAAUUAUCAAGCUUAUCCAAUGGAGCAAGCGCGGUAUAUAGCUUAUCAAUUAUGCUAUGCGGUAAAAUUUAUGCACGAUAAUCGUUUAACGCACACGGAUCUCAAACCCGAAAAUAUUUUGUUUCUCAAUAGUAGCUACAGAGUGGUCGAGGAUGGAAAGAAAAAAAGGCCUUUACGAAUAAUCGAUGAUGCACGCGUACGAUUAAUUGAUCUCGGCUCAGCAACUUUUGAUCAUGAACAUCAUUCGACAAUUGUUUCAACAAGGCAUUAUCGAGCACCUGAAGUUAUUCUAGAAUUAGGUUGGUCUCAACCAUGUGAUGUCUGGUCGAUUGGUUGCAUCUUGUUCGAGCUCUACCUCGGUAUCACAUUAUUUCAAACGCACGAUAAUAGGGAACAUCUUGCAAUGAUGGAAAGAAUUUUGGGUACAUUACCUUAUCGAAUGUGCAGGAAGUCCAAAACGAAAUAUUUUUAUCACGGACGAUUAGACUGGAAUGAAAAAACACAAGCAGGACAGUACGUUAGAGAUAAUUGUAAACCGUUGUCGCGCUAUAUGAAGUCAAACGAUCCGGAGGACGUUGAAUUAUUUGAUAUAAUCUCAGAAAUGCUUACAUAUGAACCAUCGCAACGAAUAACGCUGGGUUCUGCAUUAGAUCAUCGGUAUUUCAAACGUUUAGCACCACAUCUUAGACUACACGAAAGUGGUGCUUCGUCGAAUGGGUCAUCCACAUCAUCAGCAGCGGCGACAACUGCUGCAGCAGCGGUAGUAUCAGCUCAAGCAAUAGUAAUAUCUGGUGCGAGUGAUGGAAAUGGUGAAGAACGAUAG
Molecule: messenger RNA, 2574 nt
Organism: Brugia malayi
Lineage: Eukaryota; Metazoa; Nematoda; Chromadorea; Rhabditida; Onchocercidae
Gene: Bma-madd-3
Exons: 10
Coding region: 1-2574 (857 amino acids)
Biological process (GO): protein phosphorylation
Cellular component (GO): nucleus
Molecular function (GO): ATP binding; protein kinase activity
Source: RefSeq, a predicted model, not a curated record